Bactrocera latifrons is the source of this 1547-nucleotide messenger RNA. Its product is annotated as glucose-6-phosphate 1-epimerase. NCBI's taxonomy places the organism in Eukaryota, Metazoa, Arthropoda, Insecta, Diptera, Tephritidae. The record is from RefSeq and is a predicted model, not a curated record. Gene Ontology annotation, biological process: carbohydrate metabolic process. The transcript is spliced from 9 exons. Gene Ontology annotation, molecular function: isomerase activity; carbohydrate binding. The coding region runs from base 354 to 1259 and encodes 301 amino acids.
UUUUGAACACUUUUUUCUUGUGUAGAAAAAUCGUAAAGAAAAUGUGUUAGAAGAAAGAAUUGAAAAGUGAACAGCUAGCAGAGUAGUCAUUUGUACGUGUUUGGGAAGUGCAUUGGUUAAUACAUAAAUUUUAAAUUUGUGCGUACAUGUGUAGUUGUCAAAGAGUUCUAUAUUAUUAAAAAAAAAACGAUUAUUUUAUGGACUUGCAGACUUUAACCAAGACAAUAUCAAUCAUCACCAAUCGGAGUCUAAAUGUAAUAUAAGAAACUAUUACUACCAUUAGGAUAGUUUUGCAGAUUAACUCGAAAAGUUUACUUCUACACAAAACUUUCAAAGCGGAAAAUUGUGCCCAAAUGGCGACUUCAGGAGCAACUGCGUCGGCGGCAGCACACGCUACCAGUGUCGUGGUUCUGGAUCGCGGUAACAAUACAACAUGUACCAUAAAUCUGCAUGGCGCAACUGUCGUUUCGUGGCGUGUUAAUAAUCAGGAGCAGCUAUUUGUAAGCAAACUUGCCUCAUUUGAUGGGAAAAAAGCUAUACGUGGCGGCAUACCUUUCGUGUUUCCUCAAUUUGGACCCUGGUCAUUCGGUCCGCAGCACGGAUUUGCUCGUAUAACUAGAUGGGAUUUGGAGCGAUCUCCAGAACGUUUACACAAUGGUGAUGUUGAAGCUAUUUUCUCUUUGACGGACAACGAAUUCACUCGUUCUAUGUGGAAUUAUCAAUUUCGUAUCACAUAUCGCCUGAUUUUACGAGAAAAAGAGUUACAUUUUCACAUUGGAGUGUAUAAUCCGAGCAAGGAUUUAUCUUUCACGUUCAAUAUGCUAUUGCAUACAUAUCUAAAAGUUCCUGAUGUACGCCGUUGUCAAAUAACCGGUUUGCAUGGUUGCACAUUUAUUGAUAAGACUCGUGACGGUGCUAUAUACCAAGAAGGACGUGAAAUAGUGACCAUUGGCGAAUGGACGGAUCGAGUUUACCAACACACUCCACAAGAACACGUCAUAACGAACGUUGUAUCCGGAAGAAAAAUGCGAUUACAAAAAUACAAUUUUCCUGACACAGUUAUUUGGAACCCAUGGAUAGAUCAAGCAAGAGAAAUGAGUGAUUUUGGGGAUGAUGAAUUUCCCAAUAUGCUGUGCGUGGAGUCGGGUCAUGUAUCAUCGCCGAUUAUUUUACUACCAGGUACAGCAUUUGAGGCCAGCCAAAUACUACAGAUCAUCAUCGAGGGGAAUGUCAAUAGAAAAACAAAACGAAAUCGCUAACGUUUAAAGAAUCGGAACCCGCAGAGGUAAACCGAUUCAUAAAAGGCAAUUUGUAUAAUAAAACACAUAAUUAUUAGACGUUUAGAUCAAAAAGGAUGGAGAAGGAAAAAGAGACCGUCAAUUUACUCAACAGCAAAAUAAAGCAUUCCACUAAAUCUAAAUAAAUUCGGAAAUUUUGUAUAUGGAUGUAUAUAAUGCAGGCGUGAUUUGAAUUUGCAAAUAUGAACUAAAUCAAAUUAUAUUUUCCAAUUUUGACAUGAGUAUCUAAAAUUUCUUUUACAAAAAAUA